Molecule: messenger RNA, 2202 nt
Organism: Pan troglodytes (chimpanzee)
Lineage: Eukaryota; Metazoa; Chordata; Mammalia; Primates; Hominidae
Gene: SRPX2
Product: sushi repeat containing protein X-linked 2
Exons: 11
Coding region: 493-1890 (465 amino acids)
Biological process (GO): positive regulation of synapse assembly; cell-cell adhesion; positive regulation of cell migration involved in sprouting angiogenesis
Molecular function (GO): signaling receptor binding
Source: RefSeq, a predicted model, not a curated record
GUGUUAGUCAUCACUAUAUUCACAGGCUUGGAGCCAGUGCCAUUCACACUUCCCCCUCUUCUGCAGCAGACGGACUGAGUUCCUCUAAUCCCUGUGUUCCUUCUCCCCCAUCUUUCUAAAACCCUUCUCUGAGAGAGGAAUAACUAUAGCUUCAGGGAUAAUAUAGCUUUAAGGAAACUUUUGGCAGAUGUGGACGUCGUAACAUCUGGGCAGUGUUAACAGAAUCCCGGAGGCCGGGACAGACCAGGAGCCACUCGUUCUAGGAAUGUUAAAGUAGAAGGUUUUUUCCAAUUGAUGAGAGGAGCAGAGAGGAAGGAGAAAGAGGAGGAGAGAGAAAAAGGGCACAAAAUACCAUAAAACAGAUCCCAUAUUUCUGCUUCCUCUCACUUUUAGAAGUUAAUUGAUGGCUGACUUCUGAAAGUCACUUUCCUUUGCCCUGGUACUUCAGGCCAUAUACAUCUUUUCUUGUCUCCAUAAUCCUCCCUUUCAAGGAUGGCCAGUCAGCUAACUCAAAGAGGAGCUCUCUUUCUGCUGUUCUUCCUAACUCCGGCAGUGACACCAACAUGGUAUGCAGGUUCUGGCUACUAUCCGGAUGAAAGCUACAAUGAAGUAUAUGCAGAGGAGGUCCCACAGGCUCCUGCCCUGGACUACCGAGUCCCCCGAUGGUGUUAUACAUUAAAUAUCCAGGAUGGAGAAGCCACAUGCUACUCACCGAGGGGAGGAAAUUAUCACAGCAGCCUGGGCACACGUUGUGAGCUCUCCUGUGACCGGGGCUUUCGAUUGAUUGGAAGGAGGUCGGUGCAAUGCCUGCCAAGCCGUCGUUGGUCUGGAACUGCCUACUGCAGGCAGAUGAGAUGCCACGCACUACCAUUCAUCACUAGUGGCACUUACACCUGCACAAAUGGAGUGCUUCUUGACUCUCGCUGUGACUACAGCUGUUCCAGUGGCUACCACCUGGAAGGUGAUCGCAGCCGAAUCUGCAUGGAAGAUGGGAGAUGGAGUGGAGGCGAGCCUGUAUGUGUAGACAUAGAUCCCCCCAAGAUCCGCUGUCCCCACUCACGUGAGAAGAUGGCAGAGCCAGAGAAAUUGACUGCUCGAGUAUACUGGGACCCACCGUUGGUGAAAGAUUCUGCUGAUGGUACCAUCACCAGGGUGACACUUCGGGGCCCUGAGCCUGGCUCUCACUUUCCCGAAGGAGAGCAUGUGAUUCGUUACACUGCCUAUGACCGAGCCUACAACCGGGCCAGCUGCAAGUUCAUUGUGAAAGUACAAGUGAGACGCUGCCCAACUCUGAAACCUCCGCAGCACGGCUACCUCACCUGCACCUCAGCGGGGGACAACUAUGGUGCCACCUGUGAAUACCACUGUGAUGGCGGUUAUGAUCGCCAGGGGACACCCUCCCGGGUCUGUCAGUCCAGCCGCCAGUGGUCAGGUUCACCACCAAUCUGUGCUCCUAUGAAGAUUAACGUCAACGUCAACUCAGCUGCUGGUCUCUUGGAUCAAUUCUAUGAGAAACAGCGACUCCUCAUCAUCUCAGCUCCUGAUCCUUCCAACCGAUAUUAUAAAAUGCAGAUCUCUAUGCUACAGCAAUCCACCUGUGGACUGGAUUUGCGGCAUGUGACCAUCAUUGAACUGGUGGGACAGCCACCUCAGGAGGUGGGGCGCAUCCGGGAGCAACAGCUGUCAGCCAACAUCAUCGAGGAGCUCAGGCAAUUUCAGCGCCUCACUCGCUCCUACUUCAACAUGGUGUUGAUUGACAAGCAGGGUAUUGACCGAGACCGCUACAUGGAACCUGUCACCCCCGAGGAAAUCUUCACAUUCAUUGAUGACUACCUACUGAGCAAUCAGGAGUUGACCCAGCGUCGGGAGCAAAGGGACAUAUGCGAGUGAACUUGAGCCAGGGCAUGGUUAAAGUCAAGGGAAAAGCUCCUCUAGUUAGCUGAAACUGGGACCUAAUAAAAGGAGGAAAUGUUUUCCCACAGUUCUAGGGACAGGACUCUGAGGUGGGUGAGUUUGACAAAUCCUGCAGUGUUUCCAGGCAUCCUUUUAGGACUGUGUAAUAGUUUCCCUAGAAGCUAGGUAGGGACUGAGGACAGGCCUUGGGCAGUGGGUUGGGGGUAGAAGUUCUUCCUUUCCUAACCCGGGCCCCUGCCCAGCUCUCCAAAGUCUUUCAGAAAAGUAAAUCCUAAAUUCAGUGAUGAA